Beta vulgaris subsp. vulgaris (sugar beet) is the source of this 910-nucleotide messenger RNA. Its product is annotated as lachrymatory-factor synthase. The record is from RefSeq and is a predicted model, not a curated record. The transcript has a single exon. The coding region runs from base 178 to 675 and encodes 165 amino acids. NCBI's taxonomy places the organism in Eukaryota, Viridiplantae, Streptophyta, Magnoliopsida, Caryophyllales, Amaranthaceae.
AUCAGGUAUCAACAUCACACCAGUACUACUUUUCAACGAAAAAUUCGUCGAAAAUGCCUUGAAUUACUGAGCUCAGGAUCUAAGUAUUAUAAACUCUUCUGGAUUUAGCUUAUAUAUGUUGAAUAUCAAGCCUUUUCUUCUUGUGAUUAAAAGAGGGAAUUAAGGAAGUUAUAAAGUAUGGAAGAUGCUAAUACUCAACCCAAAUGGAAAGGAAAGGAAUGUGUAGAGCUAGGUGGUGCAAAGGCUGAAGAAGUCUGGCCUUUCUUAGCAGACUUCUGCAACCUGAACAAGUGGUUCCCAACUCUUAGUACAUGCAUCAGGGUGGAGGGUGUUGAAGGUCAGCCUGGAUGUGUUCGAUACUGUGCCGGGUUUAAGACCCACAUAGAGCAUUCUGAUGUGAAUCAUGUCAACUGGACUAAGCAAAAAUUGCUGUCCAUUGAGCCAGAUAACAUGGCCUUAAGCUACUCAAUCAUUGAUGGGAAUGUCGGGUUCAACUCGUAUGUGUCAAAGGUGAGAGUUUUGCCGAGAGUUGAUGGGUGUGCUAUUGAAUGGGAAUAUGAGGUUGAGCCAGUGGAAGGGUGGAAACCUGAGACUUUACAGGCAUUUAUUGGUAAUGGACUAAACAUUAUGGCCAAACGGAUGAAGGAAGCUCUGGAACUCGGUGUUUUGAACUAGUGGAUUAACAACAACAACAUCAUAUGAGAGCCUUGAUUCUACUAAAGUGAGGUCGACUGCCUGAGUCAAGAUUUGCUCUAGCUUAUUAGAUGAUCAAUAAUGGAGUUUCUGUUUAUUGCUAUUGUGAUUGUUGUUUUAGUUUCGCUUUUAUUAGUUGUUUCAGAGGCUAUGCCUUGGAAUUAUAAGGGUAUUGUAUUAUGGCAUGGAAAAAUUCAUUUCUGCAUGCUUCUCCUAA